AUGGCGGACCUCGACACUUUGGACAUUGUCGUCCUCUCCCUGAUUCUCCUCGGUACUUUGGCCUACUUCACCAAGGGCAAGCUUUGGGGUAUCGUCAAAGACCCCUACGGCGGAUCGUUCAACAACAUCAACUCCGCCAAGGCCGGCAAGACGCGCAACAUCGCCGAAGCUCUCGAGGAGUCCAACAAGAACUGCAUCAUCUUCUAUGGCUCGCAGACUGGCACCGCCGAGGACUACGCCUCGCGUCUGGCGAAGGAGGGCAAGAGCCGUUUUGGCCUCGAGACCAUGGUCGCCGACCUUGAGGACUUUGACUUUGAUAGCCUCGACAGUGUCCCCAGCGAUAAGGUCGUCAUGUUCGUCCUAGCCACCUACGGUGAGGGCGAGCCGACUGACAACGCUGUUGAGUUCUUCGAGUUCGUCACGGCCGAGGACGCCGCUUUCACACAAGGCGCCGAUGUGCCCCUGGCCAACCUGACCUACGUCGGCUUCGGUCUUGGCAACAACACCUACGAGCACUACAACCUGAUGAUCCGCGCCGUUGACAAGGCUCUCCAGCGCCACGGCGCAACCCGCGUCGGCGAGGCUGGCGAGGGCGACGACGGUGCCGGCACCAUGGAGGAGGACUUCCUGGCCUGGAAGGAUCCCAUGUGGGCUGCUCUCGCUGAGAAGAUGGGCCUCGAGGAGCGCGAGGCUGUUUACGAGCCCAUCUUCAGCAUUACCACCUCGGAAACUCUUACCGCUGACUCCACGGAGGUGUAUCUAGGCGAGCCCAACAAGAUGCACCUCGAGGGCACUGCCAAAGGCCCCUUCAACGCCCACAACCCGUACAUUGCCCCCAUUGACGAAUCCCACGAGCUCUUCACCGUCAAGGACCGCAACUGCUUGCACAUUGAGGUGGACAUUAGCGGCUCCAACCUGUCCUACCAGACCGGUGACCACCUGGCUGUUUGGCCCACCAACGCCGGUGUCGAGGUCGACCGUUUCCUCUCUGUCCUUGGCCUCAGUGACAAGCGCCACAGCGUUGUCAAUGUCAAGGCUCUGGACCCGACGGCCAAGGUCCCCUUCCCUGCUCCCACGACAUACGAUGCUAUUGUCCGCUACCACAUGGAGAUCUGCGCCCCUGUCUCGCGUCAGUUCUUGGCCACGCUCGCCGCCUUUGCGCCGGACGAGGCGUCCAAAGCCGAGAUGACCAAGCUUGGUGGUGACAAAGAUUACUUUGCUGAGAAGAUCAACGCGCACCACCUCAACAUUGCUGGUGCCCUGGAGACUGUUGGGAAGGGCCAGAAGUGGACCAACAUCCCCUUCUCGGCCUUUGUCGAGGGCAUCAACAAGCUGCAACCGCGCUACUACUCGAUCUCGUCCUCAUCGCUCGUGCAACCCAAGAAGAUUUCCAUCACGGCCGUUGUUGAAUCGCAAAUCAUUCCUGGUCGUGAGGAUGCGUUCCGUGGUGUUGCCACCAACUAUCUGUUUGCCCUGAAGCAGAAGCAGAAUGGCGAUCCCAAUCCGGAGUCCUACGGCCUGACCUACGAGAUCACGGGUCCCCGCAACAAGUAUGAUGGCAUCCACGUCCCUGUUCAUGUCCGCCACUCCAACUUCAAGCUGCCUUCCGAUCCAUCCAAACCCGUCAUCCUCAUCGGCCCCGGUACCGGUGUAGCUCCCUUCCGUGCCUUCGUCCAGGAGCGGGCUAAGCUGGCUGCGGAUGGCGAGACCAUCGGCAAAACCGUGCUCUUCUUUGGCUGCCGGAAACAGAACGAGGACUUCUUGUACAAGAACGAGUGGGAGGAGUACAAGAAGGUGCUCGGCGACCAGUUUGAGCUCGUCACUGCCUUUUCACGAGAAACGUCCAAGAAGGUCUACGUGCAGCACCGCCUCAAGGAGCGUGCCGAGGAGGUCAACAAGCUUCUGGAGCAGAAGGCGUACAUUUACGUGUGCGGUGACGCUGCCAACAUGGCCCGCGAGGUGAACUCCGUCCUGGCCCAGAUCCUGGCCAGCCAGCGCGGCAUCUCGGAUGCAAAGGGCGAGGAGAUUAUCAAGAACAUGCGGGCGUCCAACCAAUACCAGGAGGAUGUCUGGUCAUAA
Messenger RNA from Sporothrix brasiliensis 5110, 2079 nucleotides. RefSeq names its product NADPH-ferrihemoprotein reductase. The transcript is spliced from 2 exons. The record is from RefSeq and is a predicted model, not a curated record. Gene Ontology annotation, cellular component: cytosol. Lineage: Eukaryota; Fungi; Ascomycota; Sordariomycetes; Ophiostomatales; Ophiostomataceae. Gene Ontology annotation, molecular function: NADPH-hemoprotein reductase activity; flavin adenine dinucleotide binding; FMN binding. Bases 1 to 2079 code for a protein of 692 amino acids.